Molecule: messenger RNA, 670 nt
Organism: Arabidopsis arenosa
Lineage: Eukaryota; Viridiplantae; Streptophyta; Magnoliopsida; Brassicales; Brassicaceae
Source: the annotation of a GenBank genome assembly
CGGAGUAAGCUUAUCAAGAAUAAUUGUUCAAUCAGACAAGAUCUUAGUUGGAAUGAGAAGAGAAGUUGUUGAGUCGGUGAGCACCAAUGCUUCUAAUGAAAGGGUUCACGUGGCUCCCAAGAUAGCUGCAGAGGAAGAAGAUUAUGAGGUGAAAGAAUGCACUGAGGAGAAUUCUCUCUCUCUGAAUCAUAAAUCUUCUAAUAAAAUCAUAGAGAAUGAUUUGAAGAAGAAGCAUUUGGAUGAAGAAGAUGAUUGUUCUGUCGCUUCUUCGGUGAAGAAUGCUAAGUCUAAAGUAACUCAUGGAACCGCUCCACGAUUUAGGAGUGCUCAGCGCGCUGAGAAACGCAAAGAGGAAGAACAAGAAGCAGCCAUUAAACAGCUUCGGAAAAACCUUAAGUUUAAGGCUAAUCCCGUUCCCGACUUCUAUUACCAAGGACCUCCAGUGAAACCAGAGCUUAAAAAGUUUCCUUUGACGCGUCCUAAGUCGCCGAAACUCAAUCUGUCCCGGAGAAAGAGCUGUAGCGAUGCGAUUACCUCGUCUGGUGAAGAGAAUUCGAAGUCACAGAACCGCCACAGCGUGGUAGAAUAGGGUUGAAAGCUAUGAAUGUGAAUGAUUGCUCUCAAGAAGCUUCCAUGGAGGAAGAAGUUUACAUAAACUAAUUUUACUAUC